This is a messenger RNA of Corythoichthys intestinalis (scribbled pipefish), 2564 nucleotides long. It is a transcript of the gene cenpp, whose product is annotated as centromere protein P. Lineage: Eukaryota; Metazoa; Chordata; Actinopteri; Syngnathiformes; Syngnathidae. Gene Ontology annotation, biological process: CENP-A containing chromatin assembly. The transcript is spliced from 9 exons. Gene Ontology annotation, cellular component: nucleus; chromosome, centromeric region. Bases 483 to 1568 code for a protein of 361 amino acids. The record is from RefSeq and is a predicted model, not a curated record.
UAACACACAUCACUUAAAAGUUAGGAUUUUUUUCCCACGUGUUUCAAUUGAAUUUCUCUUUGUGUCAAGCCAUUUUUAAGUUCUAGUUAAGUUUUAAGUUAGUCUAAACUGUAAGUCCUGAUAGGAUUUUGAGUUUUUGCAGUGUUCAAAAUAAAUGUAUGAUACAGGCUGUAUUGGAGCACAUUAGGGACCAGUGCUACUUGGUGUUUUAUCCAGCAAUGACUACUGAGCUAAAAUUGAUAGUUAGCAUGAUUAAGUUUUUAUUUUACACCCUCAUCACUCCACAAUGCUAUGUUAUGUUAAAGCCUGUAGUAAGACACGUUAGCCACGCAUCGACAGUGGUCAUAAUUAAUUGAAACCUAGCCCUCCGCAGGGCUAACGUUCCGUGAGCUAGUAGCGACAGUAACGUUAAUCUUAUUUAUUAGCGCUUAGCGCUCUUUAUUAGCGCUCCUUAUUAGCGCUUAGCGCUGUACUGCUUUAAGAUGGCGGCAGUUUACAAACGCUGCCCAGACGCGGCCGAGUCUGUCAUUGUGCAUCUAGUUCAACAUACAUGUGAUCUCUAUGAGACGCGCCAGACACUGCCUGUUACCAAUGUAGCAUCGUGCGGGCUAGUAUUUAGCAACGUCGGCGUCGUUUGUGGCGGCUGUCGGCUGCGAAUGGAGGAAGGAAUGAACAAGGAGAACACAGAGGAGUUGAUGCAGGUAGAGGAGAACACAAAGGAGUUGAAGCAGUUGGAGGACAAAAUCCGGCGACUCGAGGAGGAAGUGGCCGAACUAAAGCGCCAGCGUCAGAUCUACCAACCUGAUUUGCAUGCCAGCCAAACAAUGCGGGAUGCGAUGUCGCUGUUGUGCGGAAAAAUGCCACAAGGAGGCGCCCAAAUGGUUCUGUCCAAUCUGAGGGAGGAGGUGAAGCACUUGCAAGUGGAUCUGCGGCGUCAGAGCCGCAUGAACGGCAUCAGUUUGAGGAGUUGCAGUGUAGAAACUCUGCAAGGAGACGGCACUGAAUUAGUACAGAAGAUGUGUGUCUCUGGUUGUUGCUCAGAGUUUGACUUCCUGGUGGCGCUUCAGCUCUCACAAGUGGAGACCGGCGAGCGGCCCGAGAAAAAAAUUGUCAGUCUGGACGUGGUUCUGGGCGACAUUGACCUUCCUAACUUCAGCAGCUUCCUCUCUGGGGUAGAGGAGAGCAAGGACCUCCUGCUGUUCUUUCGGACACUCAGGACCUUGUCAGACAGGAUCAACGACCGACGCCGCACCUUCCAGCACUUUCAGGCCAAAUACCCACAAGUGGUGAGUCUUCCUGACGGCGAUAGUUCUUCCACACUGGCUCUUCAUCAUCCUGCUCUUAAAAGAUGCACUUUUUUGUUGCACUGGUGUGUGGAUGUGUCCAAGGAGGGCAAAGUCACUCCAAAACUGGACCUGCUCCCAAAGAUCCCGCAGCAGGCUUUGCGGCUGUUGCCGUCAUGGAACGUAGAUGGCGUCGGUGAGGGCUUCCACAGCCUGCUGAGGCUACUGGGGCCCGAAGCGGCCUUGGAGGAGGUCAUCAGGGCGGCACUUAUUCUUGAUGACUGAACAAGAGGUGAAGAUGACGUGUUGUCAACUUUUCGAACGCCUGGAGUUGGAAGUAGCGAAUGAAUGACUGCAAUUAAUCACGAGUUGACAAUUAAAAAAGUGCAACAAUUUGGUGAAUGUUAACAAUUUAAAAAAUUGACAAAUUUGUGAUUAUUCAUAAGUAUUUUAAAUGUGACAAAUUUUCAUGUCAUUGCAAAUUGAUUAUUCAUAAUGUGACAAAUUUGCGAUUCAAUGUUCAGUUAAUAUUUUAAAAAUGAAUCAAAUUUGCCAUUUGUUGAAAGUUCACGAUUUGAAAAAAUGCAACAAAAUUGCGAAGAGUCUUGAACUAUUAAAUCUUAUUGGACAUCUAUUGCCGUCAAAGCCAGUGAAACACCACGAAUAGAAAGACUUGUAGUUCUUAAAAGAAAUUUGAGUACAAGUUAUAGUAAUUUUAUAUUAAAACCCUUAAAACGUUUUCGUUUUAAUAAAAUUUGAGCAAUUUUCAAUCAAAAAAUAAACCAAUAGCUCGCCAUUGUGAACAUUAUUUUUUUGAGGGAUAGGUAUAUUAUUUUUGUUGUGCUUUCACUAAACGAUACUGUAGCAACCUAACUGUUCCGCCGAAAUGCAUGAUGGGAAGUUGGGCAACCAUGACUGUCAGUAGUGGCUGCAAAUGGUAUACAAUAUGUUCUGCGUUGCGUUUAAUUAAGCGUGUUAAGAUCGUGUCUUGCUCCGCACAAAUGCAUGAUGGGAAGUUGGGCAACCAUGACUGUUAGUAGUGGCUGCCAAAACUUAAGCCAAUAAAAGGCGCGGUCCAAUGAACGCCUGUGUCCACUCGCAUUUCUCUGCCAUUUCGCUCUCAAUGUGCUAAAACGGCGUCAAUGUAGACUGUUUGAUGCAACGCAUGAACGGGUCAUUCCGUGCAUGUGUCAGUUGCGUUAAAUAUUUCAACGUGAUUAAUUUAAAAAAUUAAUUACCGCCCGUUAAUGCAAUAAAUUUGACAGCCCUAAUAUAUAUACA